Molecule: messenger RNA, 888 nt
Organism: Eremothecium cymbalariae DBVPG#7215
Lineage: Eukaryota; Fungi; Ascomycota; Saccharomycetes; Saccharomycetales; Saccharomycetaceae
Product: bZIP transcription factor
Exons: 1
Coding region: 1-888 (295 amino acids)
Cellular component (GO): RNA polymerase II transcription regulator complex
Molecular function (GO): transcription cis-regulatory region binding; DNA-binding transcription activator activity, RNA polymerase II-specific
Source: RefSeq, a predicted model, not a curated record
AUGGACAGUGGGCGUGGAUCUUCGGACGCGAAGGCGUCGUUGGAGGAGCUUGAGAAGAAGGGGUUGUUGACGCCGGCGGGGGUUGUAGUGCCUGAGAUGGCGGCGGCUGCUGCUGCUGCUGCUGCGGCGGCGGCGGCCGGGGUUGGUGGUGCAGAGGGGAUGGGGACGAACGGGGGCACACAGCAGGGGAUACCGGGGAUGCCCAUGUCGGUACGGGCGCAGCAGUUCCAGCAGGUUAUGCAGGAGAACGGGGUGGGGAAUAGUUCGGGGAAUUUGGCGUCGACACCGGGCGGGGUGGUCGGGGGCAGCAGCGGGAGCAGCAGUGGGUCGCAGCCCCCGCUGAUCCAGCUGCCCUCGAUGAGUAUGCCGUCUUUGAUGUACCAGUUAUCCCAUCAUCCACCGCCACAGCACCAUACGGGGAUUCCCCAAAUCCCGGUGUUAAAACAGCACGGGCAGGGGCAGGGGCAGCAGGGGCAGCAGGGGCAACAGCAGCAGCAGGGGCAGCAGGGGCAGCAGGGUCUGACGAGUGGUCCGCAGCAGGAUGCAUCCGGGGCGGGCACUGCUGUGAACGGUAGCGGUGCUGGGCUCCCACUGUUAUCUACCACGACGUCGACGCAGGGCAUCCAGGCUAUACAGCUGAACGAGGGUGAACACAUCAAUUCCAACGGCCAGCUGAUCGGCAGGUCGGGCAAGCCCUUACGUAACACGAAGCGUGCUGCACAGAACAGAAGUGCACAAAAGGCGUUCAGGCAACGGAGAGAAAAGUACAUUAAAGAUCUGGAAAUUAAAGCGAAACAGUACGAUAAAUUGGAACAGGAGUUGUUCUUGUUGAGAAGAGAAAACCAAGAAUUGAAAAUAAGGCUGACGGAGAUGGAGAAAUUGACCUAA